Saprolegnia parasitica CBS 223.65 is the source of this 1079-nucleotide messenger RNA. RefSeq lists its product as hypothetical. The record is from RefSeq and is a predicted model, not a curated record. NCBI's taxonomy places the organism in Eukaryota, Oomycota, Saprolegniomycetes, Saprolegniales, Saprolegniaceae. The transcript is spliced from 5 exons. The coding region runs from base 26 to 1012 and encodes 328 amino acids.
CGUGAAACCGUCGACGACUUGUCGCAUGCAGCAGCGAGCCGAGACGGCGGCGUUGGCCGCAUGCCACUCGACGUUGGCCAAACGCGGCCUCGUGCCCAAAGAUGCGCGGGCAACGUUCCUCGCGGGCACGGCCGAGCUCAUGGACCAUUUGCGCAAAACGAUUGCGGCCACGUACGUGCGCGAGGAGAACGCAGUGCGCGUGCAGGACUGGCGCGACCGCAUCAUGGUCGACUUGCGCAAGAAGUCGCUGUCGUCCGACACGCGCCGCGUCUACGGCGACGUCUUGGACCGCGCAGAAACCGAGAUGCGCGACCUCCUCGAUGCGACCUGUAGCCGCGCCGUCGAGACUCUCUCGCCGGUCGUCGACCACGUAGCGUUCAACAUGCGCCGGCAGUGCGAGUACCUGAACGCGGCCGUGAGCUUGGACAUCGAGCGCCACGCAGACGCCCAAUCGGCCAUUCUCGAGUCCAAAGACAAGGAGAUGCAAGCGCUGCAAAGUGAGGUCACGCGCGUCCACGGUCGGCUGCGCGCUCUGGAGGCGACACCGGACGUCGGCGACGCGACACUCUGCAACGAGCUCCGGCAGCGCUGCAAGGACUUGGAGGCGACGCAGUGCUCUCUUCACGGACAAGCGCAGGCGACCGAGACCGCUCUCCGCGCAGCGCAACGCACAAUAUUGCGCCUCGAGUCGGAGCUGCACACCCUCUCCGCGACGUUCGAGCUCACAAAAACCAUGUACAAGAAGGAGACGACGCAGCUCAUGGCGGCGAUUCGGCAGGCGCCGACAACAACAACGACGACGACGACGACGAGCCCGACCAAGUACGACCCCAACUCGAUGCGCACACUAUGCUUUGCCGCGCCCGAGUCACCGACGCGGCCCAAGUCGUCGUCCUCGCCGCGCCGCGCGAUGGCGACUUCCGUCCGCUUUGGCACAGAUCCGCCGCCCCGGGGCGUCGUGACGCGCCCCCAUGUACUCUUUGCGACUCAAGAGACGACACAUAGGAGCUGAACAUGUAUGCCGACGCGCCUCCUCUUGUUGCACCUACGAGAGUGAAUGCAAACCUGAGCUUCUCGAG